AUGCCGUUAGUCAUAGCCCUCCCCCAUCAUCGCGCAGCCCCCCGUGUCCCUUCACGCCGGUCGCUUUCGCGCCGCAGCACUCGGUCUGGUCGCGCGCAGUCCCAGUCCUCGCGCGCGACUUCUCAUGUGUCCCGCUCCACCGUCCCCUCUACUGUUUCCAUUGAGACUUCACCAUCUCGCGAUGCAAAGGGCGACACUGACAUCACCAUCAGACUCAGGAAAGGAAUCACUGUCAACAACCACACGGGCGCCGAGUACUACAGCGACGAAGACUCAUCUGGUGUCCAGGUUCUGUCUGGAAGCCAGGAAGAGUACUCCUCCUCCGAAGAAACUGACGAAGAAGACUACGAGGACGAGGACGACAGCCAAGAAGGGUGGGAUCUCAUCGACAACCAGGAGAUCCAGCCAUCCGACUCUGCCUCACGCCCCCACGUGAAGCGCCAUACCAUUCGCGCCCCUUCUGUCCCCCCAACCCGCCAUCUCGCCACAGGAGCCGAAGCCGAACCACACUGGAGCGCGAACAUCAAGGGCCGCGGCGGCGUAGGCGCCAGUCCACCCACCAGGAUAGCCUCGAAGACCCGGACGACUACCCUCACCAGGCAGGUCGAGGGGGAGCACCGUUUCCGCCACACCACCCCAGUCCUGCCAACUCCUGACGGCUAUGCCCCGAGUUUCAUGUCUGAUCCCCGCUUCCAUCAGUAUGGCGGUGCAGCCUCGCCCGCCGGCCAGUUAGUACCCAAUGGCUACCAUGAUCCCUUUCAGCAAUUUGGCCACCAGAACCCCUUUGCGCCUAAUGGUGCGAACCCCUUCACAGGUCCCCCUGGUGGAGGAGCAGCCGAGCGAGGAGGAUACUUCCCCGAGCAGCAUGGCGGUCAUCCACAACACAGUCACCGACCUGGUCAUGGUCGAGGCAACCGCAACUCAAUGGGAGCCCCACCUGGCCCCGAGGGUGCAAUCAUGCCAUAUGGCGCACAGAUGGGCCAAUACCCGCCAUAUGGAUCGCCAUACGGACACCCUGGACAACCCGGAAUGCACCCUGGUAUGAUGUAUCCUCCUUACGGUUAUCCACCACAGCAACAGUCACCUCCACCGCAACCACAGCGCGCGCCUUCAUCGCGAAAACAGACACCAAGAGCUGAACGCGAACACGAGGAAUCGCAAGCGCCAGCUCCAGCCACAACCCCAGCGCAAAUGGCAAUUCCGCCGCCGGGUUACGAGUUGGUGCCCAUGCGACCACCUCAGCCUCCGCCCAUUCCAUCGCCCCCAGCCGUGGAUACAGCAAAGGAGGACGGCAUGCUUUCGAAACUUGAAAAGCUUCUGCUUCAGAAGGAGGAGGACGAGAAGAACAAGGCAGAGGAAGAGCGCAAGGCCGCAGAGAAUGCCAAGUUCGACCGCCUCGAGAAGAUUCUGCUCUCUCAACAAGAAGCCAAGAUUGAGAAGGAGAAGUUGAAGGCCAAGGCUGCUGAAGAUGCCAAAAAGGCCGCUGCCGAAGCGAAGAAGAAGGGCGACGAAGACAAACUCGAGAAGCUCGAGAAGCUCAUUCUGGCGCAGAAGGACGAACAGCUCAAGCGUGAAGCCGCACUAGAGGCUCAGCGCGCCGCAGACAAGAAGGAGAAAGACGAAGAAGCCGCCAAAGUCGCAGCAGAGAAGCAGGCUGCAGCGGAGAAGGCGAAGUACAUGCUCGACGCUGCAAAAGCUAGAAGGAAGGCAGCAGCUGAGGCUGAAGAGAUCAAGAAGGCGCACGAGAAGGCCGCGGAAGAGGCCAAGCAGGCGCACGAGAAGGCCAUCGCUGAAGCCAAAGCUGCUGCGGAGGAGCUUGAAAAGGCGAAGAAGGCCGCAGAAGAAGAGGCUGCGAGGCUCAAACCAUCAGACGCGCCCAAGGCACCGAUCAAGUUCAAGGACGCAGUUGGCCGUAAAUUCAGUUUCCCAUGGAACUUGUGCAAGACAUGGAAGGGUAUGGAAGAACUCAUCAAGCAAGCCUUCCUCCACGUCGACGUGAUCGGUCCCCAUGUCCACGAAGGUCACUACGAUCUUGUCGGUCCCGACGGUGAGAUCAUCCUCCCGCAGGUCUGGGAGACUAUGAUCCAGCCCGACUGGGCCAUCACGAUGCACAUGUGGCCCAUGCCUGAGCCCCCGCCACCCCCACCAGAGCCAAAGCCCGUGGACCCCUACGCACAGGGCUACCCUCCUCCACCGCCGGACAUGGCCCAGUUCCAUUCACACCACAUGCCCGUUGGGAAGAGCAAGAGCUUGAAGAACAAGGACAAGGUCAAGCUCAAGAGAAGCAGCAUGCCACCUAUGAUGAUGCAUCACGAUCCCCAUGUCGUGCAGGUCCCACCAAUGCCAUCACCUCACGGCGCUGCUCCUCCACCACCACCUCCUCCUCCGCAUCCAGGCAUGCAGGGAGUGCCGCCACCUCCGCCCGCUGUUAUGGUCAUGCCACAACCUAGCCAGCCCAAGCCUCGGAAGAAGUCUGCGCCAGCACCAUUCUUCAGGUGGGCUGCCGGACCCGCAAAGAAGAAGAAAUAG
Messenger RNA from Parastagonospora nodorum SN15, 2529 nucleotides. RefSeq lists its product as hypothetical. The transcript has 5 exons. The record is from RefSeq and is a predicted model, not a curated record. Lineage: Eukaryota; Fungi; Ascomycota; Dothideomycetes; Pleosporales; Phaeosphaeriaceae. The coding region runs from base 1 to 2529 and encodes 842 amino acids.